CCUCCGGAAGCCUGGCCCCCACUGCAUGUGGCAAAGCACAGACUUCCUGCUUCACCCACUGGUGUCCCCCUGCUGUUCUCUCCGCCUUCCAGGAGCCAUCCCUGCCCCAGCCCCUGACCAGGGAAGGGGCAGGAGCAGGUGGCAAACCCAGCCUCCAGCCUCCAUUGUCCUUGGACGUUGUCAUUGCCUCUUACACCUGUGAGCCUUUGAGGAAGACUGCUACAGGAUGACUUUGGGACCAGGAUGGUGAUCUGAAAAUGCCCACUGAGCACAAACAGCAGCUCCCCAAGUUCCCAGAGUCUUUCCUCUCUUCUCGUGCCUCUUCCGUAGGAUGUUCACCAUGACCAGAGCCUUAGAAGAGACUCUACACCAGCACUUCAUAUACCAGAAGCUGGAUAUUGCCUAUGCCAUACACAAGCCGUUUCCCUUCCUCGAGGGCCUCCGAGACAACUCCUUCAUCACUGAGACGAUGUACAGGGAAUCCAUGGAAGCCUACAGAAAUCAGGUCCCUGUACCCAGACUGGUGUACAAUAUCCUCAGCCACCUGGAGAAGAUGUUCAACCUGUCGUUUCUGCAGAUGCUGUUCAGCCGAAUUAACCUGCAUGAAUACCCCCACCUGACAAGGAUCCUCAAGAGCUUCAGAAGUGUUGUCGUUUCCUACGGAGGAUGGGACAGAGCCGGGCCUGCCCUCCUUGAAGUCCCAGCCAACUCAGCCGAAGGGAGCUCCCUCCAGACCCUGCUGUCGUUGCCCCCACCCCAACACCGAUCACAGAGCCUCUCGCCCCAUAAGCCCAGUGUCAGUGAGCCCAGCGCAUCCACCCAGCUCAGCACUGAGAUCCGGACUGAAUCAUCCAGCCCUCCUGGCCCUGCCGUGGCCCUCCCCAGAGCCACCCAGGAAGGAAGGAUCACUCCAGAAGACUCACCAGAGGGACCUGGCACUCCGCCUGCCUCUGUGCAAGAGAUAAGAGAUAGCUCUCCUGAACCAAAUGACCCCAAAGAGUUCCAGGGGGCAUCCAUCACACUUCCCAACAAGAAAGGCAAGAAAAGAAAAAGAAGUAUCUGGUCAACUCCAAAAAAGAGACGCCAUAAAAAAAGCCCCUCAAAAGGAACCCCACGCACCUGGAUCAGGGGAAAGAAUUCCUCAUCGACAUCACAACCAGCUCAACAUCCAGAGUCACACCGCAUUAUCUACCCCCAAAUGCAGACCCACAGGCAGGGCACCCCAGUGAAAACUAUUCACAAAUCACUAUUUGGCCCAGGGAGAGCCUCACCUGAACACACAAUCCAAAAAAAGCUCCAACUGAUGGAUCAGGCGACUGAAAGGAAGGACGAUUCAACCAGCAACUCAGAGGUCAUAACAAGGGCCCAAAAGGCAAGGACUGGAUGUACACAAACCUCUGGACCACAGGAAAAGAAAAGGAACAACGAUGUCAGUUCAAGUUCAACCAGAAGGUGUCAGAAAAAUAUUCCCCCAAAGAAAAAACCCGAAGACGACCCUGUGGAUUUUCACUCUCCUAAACUUCCCGUGACGUGUGGCGAAGCUAGAGGGAUUUUAUAUAAGGAGAGACUGAAACGAGGAUCCUCAGAGAAGUGCAUUCAGAACGAGGAGGGAAUUUGGUUCACCCCAAAAGAAUUUGAAAUUGAAGGAAAACGGGCAACUUCAAGGAAAUGGAAACAGAGUGUGCAUUGCAGAGGAAAGACCUUAGAAGAGCUGCUGAAGAAAGGACUUUUGUUCUGUCCCCCAAGAAUAAAUGUCAAGAGAAAGGGGGAAACCUCCAAGGAAUGUGAGGUGUGCUGUAGAGGGGGACCAUGUCUCUGCUGUGUCCCUUGUCCGAGAGCCUUUCGUGAGGAUCACAUCCCGCCUGCAGAGGCUGAGAGGAGCCCGUGGAGUUGCACCUUCUGCAGGAUGGAGUCUUCGGGAAGGCAGCAGUGUUGCAGGAAAUCUGAGGUCCUGGAGAGGCUGAUACAGCCUGAGGAGCAGUUGAAAUGUGGGUUCCUCCUCUUGAAGGCCUACUGUCACCCACAAAGCUCCUUUUUUGCAGAAACCCCACAUAAUAUAAGUCAUAUUCGCGAUUAUGGAGAGCCCUUUAAGGAAGCCGUGUGGUUGGACCUGGUUAAGGAAAGGUUGACUGAGAAAGUGUAUACAGUGCCGUGCUUUGUGCGGGACGUGCGCCUGAUCUUUCGCAACCAUAAAAUGUUUUACAAGGCUUCUGACUUUGGUCAGAUAGGAUUGGACUUGGAGGCAGAAUUUGAACAGGACCUCAAAGAGAUGUUUAUUUUUUGCAAAGCCAAUGAAAACAGCUUCCAGACUCUUUGACCGUGUUCUAGAAAAACUAAGGCACCCCAACUUCAGGAUCCAGAUGAUGUGACCCUGGCCGUCUUUAGACAGCCAGUGAGUCUAGAAUGUUAUUGGCUGCCCUCUUGACUCAAAGCCAGAGCCUUGUACCAUCAUCACACCUGUCUUUUCUUUCUACACCUAAAAGUGUGUGUGUGUGUGUGUGUGUGUGCGUGAAAUACACUUCUCGUCCCCAUCUAAGGCCUCUUCCUUCUCAAUAUUUACAUCUCUCUUCUCCCACAGUAUAUAUACUCAUUUGUUCAACUAAAACAAUACUACAACAAUAGCUUCAGAAUUUCUACCCUCACAUCACUAUGAAAAAGAAACUAAACUGAAUUCUAAAGUUGUAUGCAAUUGAUUUUUGUAUAUAUAUAUAUA
Leopardus geoffroyi (Geoffroy's cat) is the source of this 2713-nucleotide messenger RNA. It is a transcript of the gene SP110, whose product is annotated as SP110 nuclear body protein. Gene Ontology annotation, biological process: regulation of transcription by RNA polymerase II. The record is from RefSeq and is a predicted model, not a curated record. NCBI's taxonomy places the organism in Eukaryota, Metazoa, Chordata, Mammalia, Carnivora, Felidae. Gene Ontology annotation, molecular function: protein binding; DNA binding; DNA-binding transcription factor activity, RNA polymerase II-specific. Gene Ontology annotation, cellular component: nucleus.